Physella acuta is the source of this 7108-nucleotide messenger RNA. Its product is annotated as cyclin-dependent kinase-like 1. Gene Ontology annotation, molecular function: ATP binding; protein serine/threonine kinase activity. NCBI's taxonomy places the organism in Eukaryota, Metazoa, Mollusca, Gastropoda, Physidae. The record is from RefSeq and is a predicted model, not a curated record. Gene Ontology annotation, cellular component: nucleus. Gene Ontology annotation, biological process: protein phosphorylation.
AGUUCUAAGUUAUAUUAGCAGAGCUUUAAUAUAUAAGAAAAAUAUCAAAUGUUUAUACAUACCAAUCAUUUUUAAACAAUAAGUAUUUAGUGGAAAUGCUAAAAUUUACAAUAUGUAAUAACAUAAACGAAAAUAGUAGUCCGUGACUACCGCGCACUAAUUAGAAUAAUCUAAAUUCAAUAUGGAGUUGUGUAUUGUGGAAUAUUUUAGAGACAAUUUUUAAUAAUCAGUUUGAAUUCAGUCAAUAAAUAUUUUACUAGUGUUGGUUUAACAUUUAAAAUCCUAUUUAUAUUUUGAUGUUCGCAGCGCUUCUGUCGCGAAUCUAUUACUAAUGGGUCAUCUUUUCUGAAAUAAACAUUCAAAAUAUUUCAUUUAAGAGUAGUCUAGGCCUAGCCUAGUAAAACCAGAAAGUGAGAAAGAGAACCCGAGGCGACAUGGAGACGAUUCGACACCACACAGAUCUAUAUCUAGAUUCUAUUCUAGAUCUAUAAAAAGAAAGCUAAACUGAAUUAUCGUAUUUUUAAAAAUACUAUGCAUCUUGCCUCCUUUUAUUGGAGUGUUGGUUUUCUAGUGAGUGACAUUUUUUUACAACUGUGGAAUUCCAAAGCAAGCCUUUCUGGGGCUAAACAUGAAUGAUUCAAUAAUCAGCCCAAGAAAAGACCCGCCUGCUAACCAGAAUCCAGGAUCCUACUGGAACAAUACUGGUACUACAGAUAAAAUGGAUAAAUACGAAAAAAUAAACAAAAUUGGUGAAGGAUCAUAUGGAGUGGUUUUUAAGUGUCGUAACAGAGAGACCUCACAACUUGUGGCAAUAAAAAAAUUUGUUGAGUCAGAAGAGGACCCUUUAAUAAAGAAAAUUGCAAUGAGGGAAAUAAGAAUGUUAAAGCAAUUAAAACACCCCAAUUUAGUCAACCUGAUUGAAGUUUUUAGGCGGAGGAAACGACUUCACCUGGUCUUUGAGUAUGUUGACCACACAGUUCUCAAUGAGCUGGACAGAUACCCCAGGGGGGUUCCAGAGAAAAUGGUGCAGAGGAUUAUCUACCAAACAUUGCUAGCUGUUAAUUUCUGUCAUCAACACAAUACAAUACACAGGGAUGUCAAGCCUGAAAAUAUAUUGAUCACCCGACAAGGGCAAGUUAAGUUGUGUGAUUUUGGAUUUGCUCGGGUGCUUACUGGCCCGGGCGGUGAAUACACAGACUAUGUGGCCACUAGAUGGUACCGUUCUCCUGAGCUUCUAGUUGGGGACACACAGUACGGCCCUCCAGUGGAUGUCUGGGCCAUUGGCUGCGUCUUUGCUGAGCUUCUCACUGGCCAGGCCAUAUGGCCCGGUCGAUCAGAUGUUGAUCAACUCUACCUCAUUCGUAAAACUUUAGGUGAUCUGAUACCCAGACAUUUAGAAAUAUUUUCUAACAACACAUUUUUCAAGGGGAUGACUAUUCCUGAACCUGAUAGACUGGAACCUUUGGAAGAAAGGUACCCUCAGAUGAGUCAAAAUGCAAUGAGUUUUUUACAGAACUGUGUGCGCAUGGAUCCCAAUGAGCGCUGGAGCUGUAGCCAGUUGAUCCAGCACAACUACAUGGAUGUCAACAGGGAGUCUGGGCUGGAGUUUGCCAAGAGUAAACCAGAGGCUGGCAUGAGGAGAAGUCAGAACAAAUCUCGCACCAGCAACUACCCAGCUCCAUUUCAGCCCCUCCCAUCCCUGGCCCCUCCCGCUUUCCCCUCAACAUCACCAGUCCCCCCUUUCAAGAACCCAGUAGCCCCCAACUACAGGAACAAGCCACCCCGGUUUGACCACCUCCCCAACAUCUGACUCUUCGGCCAAGGGGUUCAACGUUAUGAUGGAAGCUAAGCUGAACUUUCUCAUGGUGUCUCACAAAUCAUGGUGUCACACACAUCAUGGUGUCUCACACAUCAUAACAUUCCCUGGAGGCCAAUUUUCAUUCAUCUUUUUAAAUGUCUGCUUCUUUUUUGUGUGGGUCCCGCUUCUAACACAGACCUAACACAUGCAUUGAACUGCUUGUCUGUACUCAUCUGUGAAAAUGAUUUGAUUUUCUUGUAGAAAAGCUUUUAACAUUUCUUUAAUUUGCUGUAACUUUUGUUUCCUUAGUUCUUUUAGCCUUAUUAUACUUGUCAACAAAAGAAUUAUUGCUUAUGAAAUUCUUAAUGACUGUAAGAUACAUCACUAAUAAUUGUACUUGUAUGUUCAAUCAGAGUUAUCUUUUACUCAUGAAACAAUCAUUCAACCAGCAGCUAGUUUGUCUGUAGCUGCGUGUCCGUGUGUUGAGGAAUGUCAAAGAAAUGCUCAGGUUUUAUGUGCUAUUAAUAGCUCCCACCAUCUGUCUCACAUAGGAACUUUAUUUCCUAUCCAUGUUUUAUUUUCUACCUUGAUGUGCUUGUAGAGCAAGUGUUUUAUUACCCAGAUAUUUCCUAUCCAGUUUUUGCCAAGGUUUCUUUUCUUUUAUCUAGUUGCUCUAUUAGUAUCAAACUUUUACUAGGGUGAAUGUAUACAAAUUUUAAAAAUUUGUUUCAUUAUUGUGAAUUUAAGCUUUAAAGCCCUAUUUUGAAAUGCCAAAAAUGAGCUGUUUUGAAGGAGAAGAAGAUAUCCUUUCUAUCACCGGAGAACAUUAGACAAUCUAGUAUCAAGACGGCCAUGUGUUGCCGUUUAGAUUAACAAGCAAUACAAACUUACCAAAGACAAAUUUUAUUCUUACUAUAAAUAAGGCUUUAAAUAGUUACACAAUCAUGGUAGAUGCGUCAUAUAUUCUUUGUUGUUUUUAAAAGGGCAUGUAAAUUUUGGAUUCUGCAUUUCUAAAAUGUCAGAUACACCUGUGUAAGAUAGCUUGUGUUUUUAAAAAUUUAAUGUCUUGACAAAUUUGAUGUAAAAAUUUGACUUUAAAUUAAUGUAGAUUUCAAAUGCUAUCCAGGAAAAACUUAUAUCUGUGAAAUUUGUGUUUUUCAUAAAAAGUGUCUUGAUUAAAAACUAGACUUUACCUGUACAACAUAGCUUUCUUAUCAUAUUUGAAUACUGAAAAUUAAAGAUUCUAAAGUAAUUUUUUAAUCAAUCAAGUAAGGACAGGCUAAACUCCACUGUUGCUGGUUCUCUUUCUAAUGUUGUAACAUGUAAAUAUCACUUACACUGAGGGUGGUUACACUGUUGUAAGAAAUGGAGCCUGGUAAAAUGAAUGAUUGCAACAAGUGUUUCAUUCAUUAAAGCAUUUAUUUGUUUUUUGCCUAAUGAGCCAUUUUUGGUAAUUAAUUCAGGUAAUAAUUUUUUUAAUGUGUUGUCACCUAAUGUCUCAUUUGAUUGUAAUGGCAUUUUAGCUUUUAAUAGCGUACAUUUGGAUUGUAGGUUGAGAACAGAAAAGGCUUUAAAAACUGGGUAAUCUCUAACCCAGGAGGUUACAGACAUCAACAGAUAUUUUCACAGAGAGCCUUGUUCACAGAAAUGUGGCAGUGCUCUGUCCUGUUCCAUCUGAGCUUUGGUUAAAAUAUGAGUUGGUGUCUCUGCUUUAGAGCGAGAUUAAGUUUGUAGUUGGCUUCAUUUUUUUUAUUUUGUUCAACACUGAAAAAUGUGGGUAAACAGUCAACAAAUUUUAGGGGUAGGUCCUAGAACCAGAACUUUGAUGUUCAUUUGAGUGAAAAAUAAAUUUUAUUUUAAACAACUUGGUACAAUUUUCACAGCAUUGUACCAUUUUAAUAUUAAAGUUUAUUUGGCUAACCAUUUUAAUAUUAAAGUUUAUUUGGCUUACCAUUUUAAUAUUAUUGUUUAUUUGGCUUAUCAUUUUAAUAUUAAUGUUUGUUUGGCUUCUUUAUGUACUUUCCAGGCAGAACGUUAGGCUUUUAUAAAACUUUAAUUUUGAAAACUUUAUUUUAAAAAUCAUUUUUAAACCCAGUCAAAACAAUUUGUUUUUUGUUUAAUUAGCUAUUUUAAUUAGGGAUUGGGUAACUAACCAACUUUUUUUGCUUACUAAAUGAACGGGUAAAUAUAAUUCCAUUUAUUGUUUGAAAAGACAACUUCACUUACAAAACUUGUAUGAACUGUUUACCAUCUUGCUGUGAUUGUUUCAUGUCAAGAUUCAAUCCAAUUUUUUAAUUUCUUUUAAGUGUGUUGAUUUGCACUAACAGCUUUGGCAGAGACCUACCAUCAGUCAUUUUAUGUUAUUUCCUCAUCACUUCCAUACUUUAGCACAGUUUCUUCCCCUUCUUCAGGUUUAAAUGCUUUUUCUAGAUGUGUUUUGUUUUAGUGGCUUCAAUUAAAAGAUGCAGCAUUUUUAAUCUACUCAUUAAGCAAAGUUGAACCCCAUAACACCUGCAGCAAAGCCAAAGUGAAAUUUAUUUUUAUUAUGGGGAAAUACGAUGAAACAAAUUACUACCUCCAGUGGCAAAUAAAAAGAAAUCAUUUUAUCUUAGUGGUUUCAAUAAUAAAACAUAGCUUUGUGUGUAUUUUUCAGCUCACAGUAAUGCCUGAUUAGUUUAUAGGGUUUGAACUUUGCAUCAUGAAAAUUGGCCUCCAUGUCCUCAGAAAGUCAUUCAUUUGUAAAUAAUUUUAAAAGCUGUAGUUUCAAUAGACUUGACCCAGCCUUUUCUAGAAGUUAGCUUAAAAAACUUAGAUGUCAUCUGCAGAUUGUGUAGAUAUUUGAUUGAUGUUUCAAGCCACAUCUUCACUUUCUUUACCUGUCCGAUACAAUAAAAUUAAUUGUAUAUUGACUGUAGUUUUCAAAGUGUUUUAAAAACUUUUUCCAUUUUCGUAAUUCUAAACACAUGCAUCUAUCAAUUUGCGACUUAAUUAAUUUAAAAACCUGUUGAUAUUCCCACAUGUAAUUCCCAAACAUAUCUCAUUAAAAAAUUAAUCAACUUUCAUAGCCAAUGGUUUAGCUUUAAACUAAUUAAGUCAGACAAGGUUUUGGACAAGGCUGUUGGUGCACAUCUUCAUAUCUUAAUUGUACUCUGGUUUUCUCAACUCAAAUUCAUCGGACAAUUUUCUAAAAUAUUUUUUCCAACUUUUUGUAUUCAUUCAAUCAUAACCUUUGAACCUUUCUGUUGUAGAGUUUUGUACUAGUCAGCACACUUUAUACCAUUAUUUUAUCUCCAACCAUUCAUACCUGUUUAUAUAUUAUCUCACAUAUUCUUACACUAUUGAGCUUUAGAGGCAACAAAUUUCCUCUUGAUAAGCCCAGUUAGUUUCAUUGUCUGUAUUACUGUAAAUAAAAUUCAGAUUGAAAAAAAAAUGUUCUAAAAACCAAACAAAAACUUUAAAAUUGUUUGUGUAUAUCUUUAUCAAAUUAGUUAUGUGUUUGUGCAUAUCUUUGUCAAAUUAGUGAUGUGUUUGUGCAUCUGUUAUUGGAAUCCCUCCAUCUUGGUUUUUUAAACAGUGCAUAUUCCUCGGUCAGCGAUUUCAGUUUUUAUUGAAUUUUAUCACUUUCAUUUAUCCAAAUGUAAAUCAGUUUAUAUUUAGUUUUAUGACUGUCAUUUAUCCAAAUGUAAAUCAGUUUAUAUUUAGUUUAAUGACCGUCAUUUAUCCAAAUGUAACUCAGUUUACAUUUAGUUUUAUAUUUCUAAUGAGUUUUAUGGCUGUUGAUUGUAUUGAGUUCUACUACUGUCAUUAAUAUUGAGUUGAACGACCUUUAUAUUCAGCUGUAAGCCUGUCAGUUCUGUCAAGUUUUGUUUACUUGUAAUAGUUGAAGCUGUAAGUUUUGUUUACUUGUAAUAGUUGAAGCUGUAAGUUUUGUUUACUUGUAAAAGUUGAAGCUGUAAGUUUUGUUUACUUGUAAUAGUUGAAGCUGUAAGUUUUGUUUACUUGUAAAAGUUGAAGCCUUGCUACAGCAGCUCAGGAAAAAAUGUUUGUGUAAAUGGAAUCAAGUCAGACUGUACAAGUUUAGAAAUAUACCUUUAUGCAUACUGUUCUUUUUCAACUGACAAAUGAUACAUAUCAUGUGUAGUAUACAAUGUAUAAACCCAUGUGAUAUUUUCUGUCAAGCGCUAAUUUUUUUCCCGUCCGCUAAUUAUUUUCCCGUCCAAUUUUCAAAAGAAAAGUGAUAUGUAUGGUUUUCUAAUGUAAUUGCAUUUUAAUUACUAUUGUACUUCUGUUUGCUACAUGUUAUUUCAAGCCAGCUGUCUGUAGUUUUUUAUAUCAGUAAAUUUGAAAUAUGGUUUCAGUUUGAAUUAACUUGACAUUUUGAAUGACAACCAUGGAUGACAUGAGCAGACAGGAAUAUCUUCUUUAACUUAUGAAGAAAAAAUUUUAAGCAUUUUCUUCAUAUUUUAAAUUUAAAAUAAUUUUAAUGUCUUUUUUGUUGCUAAAUUUUUGACUCUCAACCCUAUCAAAGAAUACUAAACUGUGAAUAUCUGGAUAAAUGGCUGAACUUCAUACAGGAGCUGUUAUAAAUGUGAUUUCUGCUAACUUUAUUUUAUUGCAGGUUCAAUUAAUGUAUUUAAUGUGAAUUUGUUUUAAUUCAUUAUGAAUGAUAUUUUGUCUCAAUUCACGUCUCCUGGAGUUUUUUUAUUUUACCCUCAAAAUUAAAAAAAAAAGUGUUUUUAUAUUUAUUUGAUUUAACAUUCAUAUUAUUUAUAUAUAUUCAUAAGCAUAUAUUUGAUUAUGUGAAGUCAAAUAAACCAUGACAAAAUAAUAUAUUUUUCCUUUUACACAAUUUUAUGUUCAAAGGUGUAAAAAUAAUAGGGUACAUAUUAUAAAAAUAUAUUAAUUUUGCCAAACAACCUUUUUAAACAAAAUCAAAACAAAUCUUUAAACAUAAACUUUGUAUUUAAUUUUGAAACUAUUUUUUAAAUUGUGCAACACAAACAGCUAGUAAAUACAAAAUUAUUACUGAUCCGAUAUUUCUAAACUUCAAAAUUUUGUAAUGCUUAAAAAGCAUAAAUUCUACCCUAACAAUGAGACUACUGUAAUAUUUUUUUGUUAACACCAUUUGUUUCGUCAUCCAUUCCUUGAUUUAACAUGCUCUACCACUGACUCAUCAUAAGUGCAAACAUUUUCCCCCUUGCAUAACAUGACAUUUUUAUUUGACAAAGAAUUUAUUGUUAAUAAAAUUAUAUAUUAGUUGUUUUUAUUUUUUAAUCAAAGUGUAAUUAGUAAAUAAAUGUUGAAAUAAUU